Anolis carolinensis (green anole) is the source of this 5782-nucleotide messenger RNA. Its product is annotated as zinc finger and SCAN domain-containing protein 31. Bases 566 to 2098 code for a protein of 510 amino acids. Gene Ontology annotation, molecular function: DNA-binding transcription factor activity, RNA polymerase II-specific; RNA polymerase II cis-regulatory region sequence-specific DNA binding. Lineage: Eukaryota; Metazoa; Chordata; Lepidosauria; Squamata; Anolidae. The transcript has 5 exons. The record is from RefSeq and is a predicted model, not a curated record. Gene Ontology annotation, biological process: regulation of transcription by RNA polymerase II.
GGAAGGGGGAAAGCAGGGGGAGACAGCCAAGGGAGCAAAGUCCCCCCCUUUCCUUCCUCCCUUCCUUUCCUCUUCCGCCUUCAGUCCCCUUCCAUUCCUUUGCUCCCUUUUUGCAGAAAGUGGGCUCUUUCCUUCCUUCCUUUCCCAUUUCAUUUCCAUAGCCCCCCCUUUUUUUUUGGGUGGUGAAGCUGCAUCCAGAGGUGCAGGAGACCCAUCAAGUCUGGGAUUGCAUUGCUCAAGAGCAUCUGGCUAUCCAGAUUUGGCACUCCUACUGAAAACCAGUGUGGUGUAGUGAUCAUUGGGGCUGGGAGAGUCAGGCUGAAACCCCUACAGAGUGGACAGAUCUUCAUGUUUGUUGGAGAAGCUCUUUGACGAACACCCACUGACCUGUGGCACCUGUAAAAAAUUGUAACUUCCCAGAUUUGCGCUCUGCAACAUUUGCAUUGAUCGCAACCGGAACUUCACCUGCAACCCGGAGACUGAACAGAACUUAUUCUGCUGGAGUGACAACCAGCCGGCCAAGGAGAAACUUGGAUCCAGGAGUGAGAUGGGAUAAGGACACUCUAUGGCCUCUAAGAAAGCGCUUUUCAAAGAGGGCUGUGCACCACCGAGCCUUCGUCUCCACUUCCAAGCCGUCCGGGAACCAAGGCUGAAAAUGGAGGAGAAGAACCCCAUGUGUGCCAAAUCAUCUGAAGGGGCAAAGAAGGUCCCGCGGGGUGUCCAGGCCGACAGUGCCAAGGAGAUCCUGAGGCUGAUGACACCGGAGCAGAUUAAGCAGGAGCCGGACGAAGGCUUGGCACAGCGCUGGGAGACCCAGUGGCAGGAGUUCCUGAAGGUGGUCCAGUCCCCGCAUGCCGGCUGGGGGAACCCCGAGUUGGUGGCUUUCAACAGCCCAAAGGGGCUCCACAUCUCGGGCAAGACGGCUCAGUCACCAGCCUUGGCUUGGAAGGUGAAGGAGGAGGCCCUGGAAGAAGAAGCCACCGGCCCGGAGACCCAGCGCCAGCGCUUCCGCCAUUUCUGCUACCAGGAGGCCGAGGGGCCCCGGGAGGUCUGUAGCCGGCUCCGAGAGCUCUGCCACCGGUGGCUCAAGCCCGAGAGACACACCAAGGAGCAAAUCCUGGAGCUGUUGAUCCUGGAGCAGUUCCUGGCCAUCUUGCCACCAGAGAUCCAGGGCUGCGUCCGGGAGCGAGGCCCAGAGACCUGUGCCCAAGCGGUGGCCCUGGCCGAGGGCUUUCUGCUCCGGCAGCAAGAGGCCGAGAGGCCACGGCAAUUGAUUCUGGAUUCCUUCAAAGAGAUGGCGGUGAAUUUCCCCCGGGCGCAGCAGGCCUGCCUGGGUGCUUCUCGGAAGCAAGCAGGGAGCAGACUUCUGAAUGACCCGGAGAGGCAUGUUUUGGGGCAUCAGGAAUAUCUCGAACGAGAGCCACCUGGAAGGAUGUUGCUGUCCAAACCCCGGGAGAAUCUCUCUCAGCACCGGGAUCUAAGCAAGCCCUCUGAAAACCAGUCCCGGGUGGAGCGUCCACAGGGGAUCCACCCUUCAAAGAGAGCCCCGGAGCCCGUGCCGUGCCGUGUGGACUACGCGAACCUUGGCGAGAUCCUCUUCCAAGGGCGGAUGCCGGAGGGACAGCGCCCAAAGCGUUGCGUGGUCCUCCGCCGGCGGAUCCACUCGGAGGAGCGGCUCUACAAGUGCCAGGACUGCCGGAAGAGCUUCGACCACCGCUCCCACUUCAUCCGCCACAAGAAGAUCCACACGGGGGAGAAACCCUUCCAGUGCGCCGACUGCGGCAAGAGCUUCAACCGCAACUCCAACCUCACCACCCACAUGCGGACCCACACGGGGGAGAAGCCCUACACUUGCGCUGACUGCGGGAAGAGCUUCCGCUGGAGCUCGGAUUUCAUCGUCCACGAGCGGACCCACACGGGGGAGAAGCCCUACAGCUGCGCCGACUGUGGCAAGGCCUUCCGGCGCAGCUCUAACCUGACGGCGCAUGAACGUACUCAUCGGGGGGAGAAGCCCUACAAGUGCUUGGAUUGCGGGAAGAGCUUCACCCGGGGCCUCUACCUAGUUGCCCACAAGAAAACCCACAUCAUGGGGGAAUGAACAGGGCAAUGCUUGGCAUGGGGGAACGGCAGAAUUGGAGAGGGCAGGGGAGGGUAAAGAAUGUCCUGGUUUGUGACCAUUGCCUUCUCCAAUUUGGGUCUUUUUGGGAUUGGGGUAGAGCCUACAUCAAAUCUCUUGAUAUCCCAGCUGCGCCCACUAUAUUUCCCCAACAAUCAGUAGCUCGGAAAGGUUACAUCUCUCAUGUCUCACUUAUGGGCUUUCCAGGAGCAUUGGAUCAGUUGCUGCAAAGAAGAUGUAGGAGACUAGACUGGAAACGUCUGAUCUGAUGUUUACGCCCGGUGUUUGUCUGCACUUCAGAGAGGCAAGAAGUGCACCAGAAUUAGAGCAACCACGCUGGAUGGACGCAGUCUCCUUUCGCUUCAUACUAAAACUCUUUCCUGCUGGGUUCGGCGGCAGGUGGUUCUGGCUCUCCCAGUCGGUCUCGGUGUGAUUUGUCGUAGAUCGGCAAAGAUUUCUGCCUUUCCGGUUCACAUAAAUAACGGCAUCCUGCCCAAAAUGAUGUACUGCUGGAAAGGAGCAAAAUCCAGGGAUUUUCAGGGAUAGGAUUAUUUGGUUUUUAAAACGGAAAGCUUGCAAAUUCAAUUUUGUUUUGCUGUGCUAUGCGGUCAAGUCAUUCUCGGCUUAUGGUGAUCCUGUCAUGGGGUUUUCAUGGCGAGAUUGGUUCAGAGAGGUUUGCCUUAACCUCCCUCUGAGGGUGAAAGUGUGAGACUUGCCCGUAGUCGCCCACUGGGUUUCCACAGCUGAGUCGAACUCUGGUCUCCACAGUUGUAGUCAAACCAUCCUCAUUUUUUAAAAAAAUCUACUUUUGUGUUUCUGAUUUAAUAGCCAUCCAAGGCUUCCUUAUCAAGGGAUUUUAUGGGGCGGAGAGCAUGCGACCACUCAAAGGUUACCCGGUGGGUUUUCAUGGCUGAAGGGGAAUUUGCAUCCUACUUUCCAGUGUCUAAGACUGGAUCUACAUUGCCAUUAAGUCCAGUUUCUGUAUCCAGAUUAUCUGCUUUGAACUGGAUUUUUUUUUAUGUCAAGAGCGACUUGAGAAACUGCAAGUCACUUCUGGUGUGAGACAAUUGGCCGUCUGCAAAGACGUUGCCCAGGGGACACCUGGAUGUUUUACCAUCCUGUGGGAGGCUUCUGUUAUGUCCCCACAUGGGAAGCUGGAGUUGACAGAUGGGAGCUCACCCCGCUCCCCGGAUUCGAAUCGCCAGCAGUCCUACCGGCGCAAGGGUUUAACCCAUUGCAUCAGCAGGAGCUCCUUUGAACUGGAUUAUAUGAGUCUACACUGCCAUAUAAUCCAGUCCAAAGAAGAUUAUAAUCUGGAUUCAGAAACUGGAUUAGAUGGUAGUGUAGAUGGGGCCUAGGUCCACUGCUCAAACCACUACACCAUUCGGACGUCUUUCAUUAUAAAUGUAUAUCUUUUCCCACCUAGGUCCAAUUGGGUAACUUCUGAUUUGGCGGUUUGGUUAUAAAAAGGACUUUCUUGAAACGGAGAUAGGCUUUGGAUCUGAUAUAACAGUAUUUUGGUGUUUUCCCUGCCCCAAGAAACUUGGAACGCUUAAAAUUUAAAUUAUAGAGGGAAAAGGGCCAGGCCAAAAGAGAACUAAAGGGAAAUGGAAACGCCUUCAUUUCCACCUAUUAUUGUGUUUUCCUUGCUGUGAAAUACGGUGCCUCUAUUAUAGAAUUGAUGUAGUUUGACCCCACUUGAGCAGCCAUGGCUCAGUGCUAAGGAAUCUUGGGAGCUGUAUUUCUACAAGGCUUUUAGCCUUCUUUGCUCAAGAGUGCAAGUGCUUCACCAAACUACAAAUCCCAGAAUCCAAAACAUUAAGGUGGUGUCAGACAGCAUUAAUUCUACAGUUUAAGGCGCCUUCUACACUGCCAUAUCAUAUCCAGAUUAUCUGUUUUGAACUGUAUUAUAUGACAUUGUAGACUCCUAUAAUCCAGUUCAAAGCAGAUAAUGUGAAUUACAGUAGAAUCUCACUUAUCCAAAAUAAACGGGCCGGCAGAACAUUGGAUAAGCAAAUAUCUUGGAUAAUAAGGAGGGAUUAAGGAAAAGCCUAUUAAACAUCAAAUUAAGCACCAAAACAUCAUGUUAUACGACAGAUUUGACAGAAAAAGUACAGUAGAGUCUCACUUAUCCAACAUAAAUGGGCCGGCAGAAUGUUGGAUAAGCGAAUAUGUUGGAUAAUAAGGAGAGAUUAAGAAAAAGCAUAUUAAACAUCAAAAUAGGUUAUGAUUUUACAAAUUAAGCACCAAAACAUCAUGUUAUACAACAAAUUUGUCAGAAAAAGUAGUUCAUUACACAUUAAUGCUAUGUAGUAAUUACUGUAUUUACAAAUUUAGCACCAAAAUAUCACAAUGCAUUGAAAACAUUGACUACAAAAAUGCGUUGGAUAAUCCAGAACGUUGGAUAAGUGAGUGCUGGAUAAGUGAGACUCUACUGUAGUUCAAUACGAAGUAAUGUUAUGUUGUAAUUACUGUAUUUACGAAUUUAGCACCAAAAGAUCACGAUAUAUUGAAAACAUUGACUACAAAAAUGCAUUGGAUAAUCCAGAACCUUGGACAAGGGAGUCUUGGAUAAGUGAGACUCUACUGUACCUGAUUUGAUAAUCUGGAUUACAUGGCAGUGUAGAAGCAGCCUAAGACAUAAAGAUGGACAAGGGAAUAGGUACAGGACUUAGGGCUUACACUGUAGAAUUAAUGCAAUUCAGCACCAGCACUCUCUGGCAGAGGAAGCUAACAGCUCCCAACAAAGGAUUCCCUCAGGCAAGAAGCAGCCAGGCUUUGAAUCUGCAGGGCCAUUAAAUGCUAAUUAACCUGGCCAACUGCAACAUUCACACUUGCCCCAAACAGACAAGAGUUCUUUCUCCCAUCCUGGAUUUUCCACAAAUUUCUAAACCCCAAUUGCCUAGAUUUCAACAGACCUCACAACCUCUGAGGAUGCCUGCCAUAGAUGCGGGUGAAACGUCAGGAGAGAUUGCUUCUAGAACAUGGCCAUACGGCCUGGAAAAUUCACAGCAACCCAAAGCUAAAGACCUUGUAAAACCACAACUCUUAGAUUCCAUAGCAUUGAGCCAUAGCACUUAAAGUGGAGUUAAACUGCAUUAAUUCUACAGUAUAGAUACAUCAUUGGAAAAGUCAUUUUUUAAAAAGUUUAGCCAUCUAUGGCAUAAAAUUCUUCCUAUUUCUGACAUUCAGAAUGCUCCCUUGGAAUGGAUUCAGGUUAUUAUAUUGACCCUGUAAAAAGUAACUUUUCCAAGUCCCGAGAACCAAGGCUUUGGCCAGCUUCUACAAACUCGCUUUCUUUUAACUGUAAGCUGAGAAAAUAUCUGAAAUUUUGACUUGUUUUGUAUAACAGUUGGGCUUAUUUCCUUUCCGCUGCAUUCCGAAUAGCGCUAUCUGUAUGUAAAACCUAUGUAGAUGAUAUUUAUAUAUUGCAUUUCGAAGCACUUGCUCCCUCUUUCUUUCGCCUUGACCCCCCUUCCUUGCUCCUCACCUGUUUUCUCCCAGCAGUAAAAACUCACUUAGUUGGUCUUGUACUAAAUGAUCUUACUUUAUGACAACCAAUAUAUAUGUAUGCACAUAUAUAUAUAAUUGGAAAAUUGAGGACUCAAUGUAUCUUCUGCCCUUUCUCUCUUUUUUAAAAAAAAGAAAUUAUAAUUUGACGUGAAA